Molecule: messenger RNA, 5161 nt
Organism: Bactrocera dorsalis (oriental fruit fly)
Lineage: Eukaryota; Metazoa; Arthropoda; Insecta; Diptera; Tephritidae
Gene: prc
Product: fibroin heavy chain
Exons: 12
Coding region: 230-4837 (1535 amino acids)
Source: RefSeq, a predicted model, not a curated record
CCAAUGACAAUUUGGAAUGAACGCACUCGUCAUUUCCAAUUGGAGCUCUCCAAUUGUGGAACCAUCGGUUUUCGUUGCUGUUAUUCGCAAUCCAGCGGUUGUCGUGAUCGGAAGCCCUGAAAUCGGAAUUAAUUCUUUUCUAAAACGUGCGUAUUUAUUUCAAUCCGAAGUGGAGUGCAAAGCAUAUACCAAAGAGUUUUACAGCUGUGUGUGUGCAUAAAGGAUAACAAUGUUGCCCAUUCGUUGGGCUUUCGUCGGCAUCGCGCUGUUGAUUGCAGCUACAAAUGGAGCAACCAUAGCGUCAUUAGAUGAAAGCGUGCCGGAAUCGAAUUACGAGGUUGAUAAUGAUCAACUUGAUUUGGAUAGAUCAAAACGAAGCGGGCGAGGAUAUAUGCGUGGUCAGACGCAAUCUCAAUAUCUGAAUUUUGGAAAACCAGAACAGGAUGGCAAAGCUGAAGCAGAGGCUAAUGAACACGGAUCUAGAACAACAGUUUCUGGAAGCCAUGGUAUGGGACAAGCACAGAGUCAAUUCUCAAUGGGAGAUUGCAGUGAUUGUGCAUCAAGUCCCACUUACGAAUAUCCCGCGGGUUCUCCCGAUCCCCUGACUUAUAUUGGCGGUAGUGGUAGGCCAGAUGCUUUAAGAAUCAUACCUGGCGCUGCAGGUACUGCUACAAUUGGUGGUCCAGGAGCUGCUGGCACAUUGAGGCAGGGAGGUGUUUCGGCUCCUGGCGGUGUACAGCCUAGUGGCCCUGGAGGUCUAGGUGCAAGAGGCCCUACUGCUGGGCAACAGCCCGGUGCCGGUUAUGGUGUUGGUACUGUUGGACAGCCUGUUGGACCUGGAGGUGUGGGCGGUAUUGGGCGACAGCCUGGCGCCGGUUAUGGUGUUGGUACUGCUGGACAGCCCACUGGACCUGGAGGUGUUGGCGGUAUUGGGCGUCAACCUGGCGCCGGUUAUGGUGUUGGUACUGCUGGUCAGCCCACUGGACCUGGUGCUGUUGGUGGUAUGGGGCGUCAACCUGGUGCCGGUUAUGGUGUUGGCCCAGGUGGUCAACCCACUGGACCUGGAGCUGUUGGUGGUAUUGGGCGUCAACCUGGUGCCGGUUAUGGUGUUGGCCCAGGUGGUCAACCCGUUGGACCUGGUGGUAUAGCUGGUAUUGGACGACAACCUGGUGGUGGCUACGAAGCUGGUGUUGGUGGUCAACCCAUAGGACUUGCACCCUCAACUCCUGGCGCAGGUGCUGGUGUUCAACCAGGUGCGAUUAUAAGGCCGGGGGCUAGACCUGGUACAUCUUAUGGACCUGGAAUCGGUCAACAAACUGGAACUGGUGGCCCAGGAGCUGGUGGAGGACCUCAAGCAGGAGCUAUUGUGAGACCUGGAGCAAUUUAUGGACAACCAGAAACCGUACAGCCUGGUGGCGCUUUGAGGCCAGGUAGUGGAUAUGGUAUUGGACAAAUUGGUGGUCCUAGAGUAGAAGGAGGCACAAGACCUGGUCAGCAAAUUGGUGGUCAAGUUGUACAUGGUGGUGCGUAUGCUCCCAGUGCUGGUCUUCCUUCUGGUCAACCCGGGACAGGUGUGGUCGGGUCAGUUGCUGAUCAACGACCAGGAGCACUUGUACAAGGUGGUCCACAAAUAACCGGACAGCCAACCUACACAGGUGUUGCUGGCGGUUUACAACCCGAUCAGACCGGUGGACUAUAUGUACCGCAACCAGGCCGUCAACCUGCGCAAAUUGGAGGUGGGGUUGGUGGUGGUGUACCACCCAGUGCUAUUUAUGGGCCUGGUAUAGGUACAACGGUUAGUGCAAGGCCUGGUAGUGGUAUUCAACAAGGUGUAGAUUUAAGUUCGGGUCAAAUUUAUUCCCCCGGUUUGGUACCUAUUACGGGGUCAAGGCCACAAACUGGUAUCGGCUAUGCGCCAGGAACCCCAGGUAUUCAAACUGGUGGCAGACCUCAACCAAGUGGUGUGCAAGCUCCAGGAGUUGGUAUUCCCUCGGGAUCUCAAAUCUACGGCCCCAGUCCAAUCGGUCAAGCACCUGGAUCUGGUCAAGCUGGUAUCCCGACCGGCGGUGUUACACGAGGUCAGCCAACUGGACCAGAUGUAAGCACUCAUCCAUCUGGAUCUUAUUGGCAACCUGGAAGUGGAGUAUCUGGUAUUCCAUCUGUACCUAGUGGAAUUUAUGCCCCAGAUGUCAUUGGAGGUCGGGGAGCUCAACCUGGUGCUGGUUAUCAACCAGGGGUAGGAUAUCAACAAGGUGCUCAAUUACAACCAGGUGCAGGAUAUCAACAAACUGGAGGAUAUCAACCAGGAGCGAGCUUGCUACCUGGUGCAGGUUUGCAACCGGGUGUAGGUUAUCAACCACAAGUGAGUCCUCAACCAGGAGCAGGUGUACAACCAGGUGCUGGACUGCAACCCGGAGUAGGCACAGGUAUAGGAUAUCACCCAGGAGCUGGACAACAACCAGGAGCAGGCUUACAACCCGGAACAGGAUAUCAGCCAGGAGCAGGUUACCAUCCAGGAGCAGGAUAUCAACCAGGAGCUGAACAACAACCCGGAGCAGGCUUACAACCCGGAACAGGAUAUCAGCCAGGAGCAGGUUACCAUCCAGGAGCAGGAUAUCAACCAGGAGCUGAACAACAACCCGGAGCAGGCUUACAACCAGAACCAGGAUAUCAGCCAGGAGCAGGUUAUCAACCAGGGGCAGGUUAUCGACCAGGAGCUGAACAACAACCCGGAGCAGGCGUACAACCAGGAACAGCAUAUCAGCCAGGAGCAGGUUAUCAACCAGGGGCAGGUUUACAGCAAGGUGCGGGAGUAGGUUAUCAACCGGACGCUGGCCUACAACAAGGAGUAGGUUAUCAACCUGGUUCUGGAUAUCAACCAAGUGGAGGAAUACAAACUGGUACGGGUUAUCAACCAAGCGGCGGACUUCAACCAAGUUCAGGUUUACAACCCGGCAUUGGUUCACAAUUGGGAGGAGAUCAGCAACAGGGAACAGGAAGUUAUGGCCCAAUAUUAGGAGGACCUGAUGCUGCUCAACCAGGAAGCAGUCUGCAACCUGGUGGAGGUUAUAUACCAGGACCUGGUGUUAUUUACGGACCAGGUGGUGCUCAGCCUACAGGUGCAGGUCCAGCGGGAACAUACCCCACUGUUCCACAAACGGUGUCAACAUAUGGACAAGCUGGUGGUGAUGGUUCUGGUGCACAGCAAGGUGAUAUCUAUGGACCAGGCACAUUACCUGGCAGCGGAACAUACGGACCUCUUGGAGUUCCAGGAACUGGUUCUACUGGUGUCGGUGGAAUUGGUGGUGCUGGUGUCCUCCCAGGUGGUGUUUCCGUAGGACCAAGCGCUUUAGCAUAUCCUGGAGCUGCCGUCCCUGGCGCGGGAGCUUUGGGUGAGUAUAAGGAAGAAGGACCUGGCAACUUAAUAACAGCAAGUGGCGCAGGAGGAACCGAUGAUGCAUUCUCCCAAGCUGAAUCUUCCAUCAGUGAAGGGCAAGCAGCUGCUAGUGCACAAGGCAAAAAGAAUGGCGGCACUGCCAAAACUCAGGUGUCAGGAACAUAUAGUGCCACUGGAACAUUCAGUGCCAGCGCUUCAACUUCUGACAGCGAUCGCUCAGCCAAUGCCCAAGUGAGUGGAAAUAGUGAUGGAGCAAUGAGUCAGUCUCAAGGACAAGGCGGCGCAGCACAGUCGCAAGCUCAGGUUCAAGUCAACUCGAAGGAUGGAGGCACUAAAGCAUCCUCACAAAGCGGCGGUGUAAUCCAUCAAAGUCAAAGCGAGGUACAAGCUAACGAUAAGGGAGGCUUGGCUGAUUCACAGUCCAGCGGACCUGGCCAAACGUCAUCCCAGGCUCAAAUUGGUUUCCGACCCAAUCAAGAUGGUAGUGCACCACCAACAACGGGAGGUGGUCAAGCAUCUGCUCAAUCUGGUAGCCACUCAGGACAGAGUCAAUCGCAGAUCCAGGGCACAUCCAAAUUCGGUGUAUCAUAUCACGGUGCAGCGCAGUCUGCAUCCGGAACUAAGGAACAAGUUGCAAGCUACCGCGAACAAAAUCGUGAACUAUUCCACAGUAUAAGCCAGUUUGGAAAUAAUGAUGCUGUAACUGAUCGUGUAGACACCGUAUAUAGUGGACCUAGCGGAACAGCAUUGACAGCUGACGGCAACGCUUUACCAGAUCUUGAUUUGAAGUCUUCGAAGAGUGUUAAAGAAAUCGUGAACGCCAACAAGGUUACGGACGAAGAUUCCACCUUAAAUGAAGAUGAAGAAGAGGAACCUUACGAUGAAUACGAUGAUGAAGAUGAAUACUAUAAUGAAAAUUCAAAGUUGGAUAGUCAAACCGGUAACAAACCCGAAUCCCAAUCACCAUAUCGAACCUAUACACAAAAUUCACCGACGCAAAGUCAACAAGCUGCCGUACCCAAUUCGCCUGAUAAAUAUCUAUUAGUACAAAAUCAAAAUGGACGUGUACAGAAAUAUCCCUUCCGAUCGACCACAGAAAUGGUGCCACGUGGCUUCCGCGGCACUGUUAACGUAGAGAAAAAAUUCCACACCAAGGCAGUGAAAUCUCAACCCACGGAUAAUGAUCUAGAUAGUGCUGAAGAGCAGGCGACACCCACGAAACACCGUACACCGGACAGCUAUGUAACAGUGACCAAAUCGAUUACUGGCAGUAUGGAUAAUACUAAGAAUCCACCACAGGAAAAUAAGAAUUUCCAAUCGACAUACUACACCAAGUCAUCGACUUGUGGCUACUUCACAUUUUCCUGCAACAUAGUAUACGGUGCAAAUGGUCGCAGUAAAAUCUGCCGGCCGAAGGCACCAGCCAAUGGAAAAUGUUAGAUUUUUACAUCAUAAUCGAUAAUUUUUCGUAUCAAUAAUAACUUAGUUGUUAAAAUAAGCUGUAGCCUAACUCGAAUGUAUUCUUAAAUUCCUAACAAAAUGUAACAUUUAAACUUACUUAAGUCGGAUUAAUUGUUUGCCACACAAUGAAAGCAUUAAAAGGGUGCCUUGAGCACACGCCUCAAGUCCCCAAUGUCGUAACUAAUAGUAUAUUUUGCAUACUUACUAAUUAUAAUACACUGCCACAGAAAGACCCGAUAAAUAGAAAUGCCAAAAUGCUUAUUGAUAAUUUUUUAAUAAAUGUAAUUGUUAUUUUUUAACACA